AAUCAAUCACUCUUCUUUCACACGUAUACGUCUAUUUCCCGUAACGCCAUUUCUUCGUCUUCCUUUGUAAAAGAUAAGGAAAAGACCGUCACGCUCUCUGUCACUUUCCCAUCUACAAUUUUUCUCUGGUUUUCUCGACAAAUUAAGAAUCAUUGUGAAUGUUCUGCUUGUUUUUUCUUACACAAAGUUUCAAUCUUUCUUCUCUCCUCGAGACAUGAACUGUCUGUUCUUGUUCAAAUCCAAGAAAUCCGAACCCAGAAACCAACAAAAAGACAGAAGAAAAACGCAAAACUCAGCUCCAGAACUGAGGAACAAGAGUGAAACGCCGUCGUUUAAUCUGCAGAGGCCGAGAUCUUUUCCUUCUCAGCCAAGUAUCAGAGACUUGUAUGCAGAGAGAGAACAGAGUCUUAGGGUUUUCACUUACGAAGAACUCAACGAAGCCACUUGUGGGUUUAGCAGAAGGCUUAAGAUCGGUCAAGGUGGAUUCGGUAAUGUUUAUAAAGGAAAGAUUCCGACCACCGGAGAUUCUGAUCCUCCACUUGUCGUCGCCAUCAAGAAACUCAAUCCACAAGGAUUACAGGGUCACAAGCAAUGGCUAGCAGAAGUUCAGUUUCUAGGAGUAGUGAAUCAUCAGAACGUUGUGAAGCUCUUAGGUUAUUGCUCAGAAGAUGGGGAGAACGGGAUGGAGAGGCUUUUGGUUUAUGAGUACAUGUCUAAUCGAAGCUUAGAGGAGCAUUUGUUCACGCGUGGAGCUCGCACAUUACCGUGGAAACAGAGGCUUGAGAUCAUGCUUGGUGCAGCUGAAGGAUUGGCUUAUUUACAUGAAGUCAAGGUUAUAUACCGUGACUUCAAAUCAUCUAAUGUGCUUUUAAAUGAUGAAUUUUGUCCGAAAUUAUCGGACUUUGGGCUUGCAAGAAAAAAAAAAUAA
Messenger RNA from Raphanus sativus (radish), 928 nucleotides. Its product is annotated as probable serine/threonine-protein kinase PBL19. The transcript is spliced from 3 exons. Gene Ontology annotation, molecular function: ATP binding; protein kinase activity. Lineage: Eukaryota; Viridiplantae; Streptophyta; Magnoliopsida; Brassicales; Brassicaceae. The coding region runs from base 215 to 928 and encodes 237 amino acids. The record is from RefSeq and is a predicted model, not a curated record. Gene Ontology annotation, biological process: protein phosphorylation.